AUGGCUAGGGAAACCUUGACACUCGUAAGCCGCAGCCUCAAGAGGGCGGUGAACAAAAUCAACCUAGUUCUACUCAGCUUCAAAUUAAACCGAUUGCGCUUGGCUUCGAUCCUCGGUUGCUGCUCUUCUCGAGCUUCUACGAGGCAUUGUUUGAGCUUCAAUGACCGGUUGGGGCUGUACAGCUGCAUUGAAGAUGAAAAUACUAGUACUGAUGGGAAUCAACGCAGUUUGAGAAGGGUUCAAAGCACAAGGACCCGUGAUCCUCCGAAGGAUCAGUCUUUGGAUGAUCACAAUGGUGAUGAUGGUGAUGUCGAUCGCAGGGCUGAUGUUUUCAUAGCGAAUUUUCACCGGCAGCUGAUGUUUGAGAGACAAGUUUCUUUGCAGCUAAGGUACUGCAGACGGGAUAAUUUUUAG
This is a messenger RNA of Malus domestica (apple), 414 nucleotides long. RefSeq lists its product as uncharacterized. Lineage: Eukaryota; Viridiplantae; Streptophyta; Magnoliopsida; Rosales; Rosaceae. The record is from RefSeq and is a predicted model, not a curated record.